AUGGGGGACAAUCCUAAAAGGCUGUACCGGUUGGACGGGGUUGCUCAUAUAGCCGGGGUGAUCAAGGACGAGCCACAGCGAUGCAUCAGGAGCAUGCGGCGGCAACAAGGCAUGCCACUCGAUGAGCGUUAUGUUCCAUACUUGCAGAUGGCCGAUUUAUACCAUCUCGCUAGGCUCAACGAUAGAUGGUAUCGGUUAGAUGAGCCCCUUGUCAGCGCUUUUGUCGAGCGGUGGCGUCCUGAGACGCACACCUUCCAUAUGCCCUUCGGAGAGUGCACCAUCACGCUUCAGGACAUGGCGUACCAGUUAGGGUUGGCAGUGGACGGGCGUUACGUCAGCAGUUGCCUUACAGAUUUUCAUAUGUAUAUCGAGGGCGGACGUCCAGCUUGGGUGUGGUUCGAGGAGUUGCUUGGAGUGAUUCCUCCUCUGAGCCAGGUUCAGAAGUUCGCAGUUAACUGCACCUGGUUCCAGGAGACUUUCGGAGAGUGCCCCGAGGGAGCCGAUGAGGAGACUGUGUGCCGAUUUGCUUGUGCCUAUAUCAUGAUGUUGUUAGGCACUCAGUGGUUUGGAGACAAGUCCGGCAACCGCAUUCACAUCAGAUGGCUUCCCUACGUUGCUAGGCUUGAGGAGAUGGGUUCCUACAGUUGGGGGUCUGCUGCAUUGGCUUGGUUGUACCGGUGCAUGUGCCGAGUGGCAAACAGACAUGUGGUGAAGUUAGCGGGCCCACUACAGCUACUUCGGUCCUGGAUCUUCUACCGCUUUCCCAGGUUUAGGCCUGCUGGGUAUGACACAUGCAGCUGGCCUUUGGCAUCGAGCUCCCCCGAUGUACUUCAGGUUGUGCAUCCGGAGGCGUUGGAGCCUCGCCACACGGCGCUUUGA
Messenger RNA from Arachis stenosperma, 879 nucleotides. RefSeq names its product protein MAIN-LIKE 1-like. The record is from RefSeq and is a predicted model, not a curated record. Lineage: Eukaryota; Viridiplantae; Streptophyta; Magnoliopsida; Fabales; Fabaceae. Gene Ontology annotation, biological process: meristem development; meristem maintenance. The transcript has 3 exons. Bases 1 to 879 code for a protein of 292 amino acids.